CCCGGGAUAAAUAGUGCGGCCGCGACGGCGGCGCAGCAGUCCGGCCAGCCCCGCGCGCCCUGCGGCCCUCCCCAGCGCCGCGCCCUCUGCGAGCACAGGCGCUGGGCUCCGCAGCCGCCCCCCGUCGCCGGCUCCGGCGCCCGAGCACCCGCCCCGGGCGGCACUUCCCCGAGGCCGCCCAGCCGGUCCAGUCCGUCAGUCCGUCGAGUCCGUCGCGUCUUCCCCGGUGCCAUGCCAUUCCUCGGGCAGGACUGGCGGUCCCCCGGGCAGAGCUGGGUGAAGACGGCCGACGGCUGGAAGCGCUUCCUGGAUGAGAAGAGCGGCAGCUUCGUGAGCGACCUCAGCAGUUACUGCAACAAGGAAGUCUACAACAAGGAGAAUCUUUUCAACAGCCUGAACUAUGAUGUUGCAGCCAAGAAGAGAAAGAAGGACAUGCUGAAUAGCAAAACCAAAACUCAGUAUUUCCACCAAGAAAAAUGGAUCUAUGUUCACAAAGGAAGUACUAAAGAGCGCCAUGGAUACUGCACUUUGGGGGAAGCUUUCAACAGGCUGGACUUCUCAACUGCUAUUCUGGAUUCCAGAAGAUUUAACUACGUCGUACGGCUGUUGGAACUGAUAGCAAAGUCACAGCUCACGUCCCUGAGUGGCAUCGCCCAAAAGAACUUCAUGAACAUUUUGGAGAAAGUGGUACUGAAAGUCCUUGAAGACCAGCAGAACAUCAGGCUAAUCAGGGAACUGCUGCAGACUCUCUACACGUCCUUAUGCACACUGGUGCAAAGAGUCGGCAAGUCGGUGCUGGUCGGGAACAUCAACAUGUGGGUGUACCGAAUGGAGACGAUUCUACACUGGCAACAGCAGCUGAACAAUAUCCAAAUUACCAGGCCUGCCUCCAAAGGCCUCACCUUCACCGACCUGCCUUUGUGCCUCCAACUGAACAUCAUGCAAAGGCUGAGUGACGGGCGUGACCUGGUCAGCCUCGGCCAGGUGGCCCCCGACCUGCACGUGCUCAGCGAGGACCGGCUGCUUUGGAAGAAGCUCUGCCAAUACCAUUUCUCCGAGCGGCAGAUCCGCAAGCGAUUAAUUUUGUCCGACAAAGGACAGCUGGAUUGGAAGAAGAUGUAUUUUAAACUUGUGCGAUGUUACCCACGGAAAGAGCAGUACGGAGACACCCUUCAGCUUUGCAGACACUGUCACAUUCUUUCCUGGAAGGGCACUGACCACCCGUGCACAGCCAAUAACCCAGAGGGCUGCUCCGUUUCCCUUUCACCCCAGGACUUUAUCAACUUGUUCAAGUUCUGAAUCCCAGCACAGGACAACACUUCUGAAGGGCUCCCCAGCUGAUCAGACGGCUGGGAAUACAGAGCUUGGACAGUUCAUUUGUAAAUAGUGUACAUUUGAAACGUUGGCUCAAAAUUUCUGAGCUAAGUCACUGAGGGGACAUUGGAAGGGGAGAUGCAGGUGCCGGCAGGGAGCUGAAGAAUACGGACUUCUCAUUAGAACUGGUAUGGAAAAACGGAAAUACUGUAAAUAAACUUUUUUCUAACUAUUUGCCGGCAAGACUGUAAGGGCAGGAAUUCAGUUUCAUCGGUGAAAAUGGAAUUCUCCUCAUGUUCACUGAGACUCCUUGGUAGUUCCCUAGGGAUGUGGAAGAAAAGGGCAGAAGUCGAAUACAAGAUAGAACACUCUGUUUACAAUGUGGAAAUUUGCUUAAAGAAAGAGAAGACGACAACAUAAUGCGAAAUCCCUGCGCUUUGGUUUUGAUUGGGGGGAGGGGGGGUUGUUUUAAAAAGGCAAAGGAAGCACCACCCUUCUUAAACCCACGAGGGCAUAGGGCCUUAUCUUGCAAAUAUAUCACACAAUAGUCUACCUCGGAAAGUAUGCAGUGCUCCCUCCGCCAAAGUGCAUUGUCCAGUAGGCAGUGUCUGUUUUUCUUGGUUUUUCGUCACAUGAAAGUGGUUUCAAUAGGAAGGGAUCCUGGAGGCAAUCCUCAUCAUGUUGCAGACUUCCUUUUUAGAUGAAUAGGCACUCUUCGGAGUGGCCUCUUUUCUAGAAUAACUCCACAGCACAUAUGCCUUUUUUUUCCCCUUUCAUGUUAUAGCUGUGAUAUAGCUCAUCUGGGGCAACGUAAGGCCUAUUAAAAACAGUCCCAGAGGAAGUCCUACCACAGAAAAGAUGGAAUGAGUCACCCAAAAGCUGUGAAGACUUUCUUAUUCCUGUUUAACUUCUCGGCUUGUCUGGGCUUCCCAGAAUAUCUUCACAGAUAAGCGUAAUCUGUGGACUGGUCGAAGCCAGAGUGCUGAUAAAGUCUUGUAAAACAGGUUUUACGUAUCAGUUAAACGUUUUACUAGGGGCUGUCCCUCAUGGCAGGUGAUGGGCUGAGGAGCUUUCUUUUCUUUAUGUCCAACAUCAAAAUUUACUCAGCCUAAGCGAGGAUUUCUUGCGAGGAUGACGAGAUAAAGCCUGGAGUUCCAAUCACAUAGGGAACAGAAGUACUGUGAGUUCAUCCCUAAACUUGCUCCAUACCCCUGGGGAUCUUGCUAGGCAAAUAUCACAGGUAACUGUGUGGAAGAAAGGAAAUCUCAGGACUUAAUGAGGUCAUUGUCAAAUAUUCCUGGGAUGGGGUAGGGGAUGUUUUUGUUUUUUACUUUUUAUAGAACUUUGCUUUUCUACAACAAUGUACAUAUUUUGGCAGUUGUAUUUGCUUUGUGCUUUUUUUCUUCUUUUGCAAAUAAAGUUGCCACCCUGCCAUGCCCUUGGCAAAUAAGUGAAGCAGAAAUAGGAACUUGCUCACAUUCACAGUGGAGAACAGUGUAUCCUUAGGGGUUGAACCUUGGGGUGACCUGUGGAGGGGAAAGGUGGGUAAGCAUGUACAGAAACAAGGCCAGGUGCCAGCCAGUGAUGCAGAGCCCCUUCCUGCCCUCCCCUCAGUGCACAGCCCCCCCGUAUCAGCAUGCUGAAGAGAAGUCAACUCUCCAUCAACCCUCCUCACUGGGCCUACGCACCAGGGUGUCUCCAUGUUUAUUUUCACUACCCCCACGCCCAUCAGAAGAAAAAGCAAAUUGCAUUUAAAUUCUCCCCACUGAGAAGAAUUAAACAUUAAAGAAUAAGAUCUUGUUGGGUAAGGUUGAGCUUCCGGAGCCCCUGUAAUACCAAAUGGGUUUUUUUGCUCUCCGCUCCCCCCUGAGUCAAAGUCACACUGAGGAAUGCAGGACCUAGAUGGUGGAAUAAAAAACAAGCGCUUCCAGAAUUCAGACAACUUCUCUUAAAUGUCUCCGCUUCCUGAAAGAUGUGGGGCGGAGCUGGGUUGAUUGUUACUCUUGAGAUCUCUGGAACCUUUGACUCUGACGUUUUUAGGUGUAGGUGUUCGUGGCCUUCCACAUCUGUCCAUCAACUCGUGACCUCUGCCUCUUCAUGCCGAUCAGGAAGGUGGGAACUCCCAGGCACCCUCGGGUGUGCAGUCCCAGAAAUGUUGCCUGCUUUAGGUCAUCAGCACAAAGUUGGCAAACCAGUCUCCUUUGGACUAUCCACAGUGCCUGCGACUGCCUAUCAGACCCCAGGCAGCGAGGCGCAUCUGUGCAAGAUGACUCCUACCACAAGUGGUAGGGUGAUGGUUUUCUGAGUUGUUUCCCUUGAUGGUGCCUCUGGGCUCUCCCCAUCUCUGUUGGCAUUUUUGGAGGUGAUGUGGUGACAGAGUCGAGGAAAAUUUUUGAGGAAAAUUUUUAAGGAAAAAGAAGAAACCAACAUUUGUGGUUCUCUUUCAUUGGAAGAGGAGACAAAGAAAGGAAAUGGCAGGUGGAGAGGGAUGGGGGAAGAAAUAGAAAUGGCCUAUCUUUGAUGCUGUGGUUUGUGUGAAGGCAAUGGAGAAGAACAUGGCGGGUGAGAGCAUCUGUGUUGGUGCCACGUGGCAGCUAUUAAGCAUGGCCAGAGCCUCACAUAUAAGUAAAGCCAGUGAAAAAGAAAAUUCUCGUUCCCUGGGUACUAAUCGUCUUUAGAAUUUCUAUUGGCAAACCCUCUAGGGACAGCCUAACCUAAAAAACAAAAACAAAGGAUCCCUGUCUCAAAACUGCUGGUCUAAAAGCCAGGGAGACAGGACAAUGGAAAGUGCUGGAAGAGAUAAAAGGCUCCCCUCUCAUUGCUGUACCUACCUAACCACCCCUGCCCCCGUAACAUAGAAUUUAACGCCCUGUCAACUAGGAAGUAAUUUGGACUUCCAGAGAAGGAAGGAGGGCGCCCAGGGCAGUGUGAGUGAGCACAAGUCCACAGGGAUGUUAGGUAUGAUCUGGUCCAACGUAAAGGUGUAUGAGCAACGAGCCCGGAGUCUCUUGAGAGUAAGGCACAACAUUUGGGGAAAGACUAUGUGAGUGCUUACCUCACAGCAAGAUCCAGAGGAAAGUCCAAUGACAUCUUCAAGUAGAGGGCAUGAUUACUUGAUGCUAUUACUUUGAGUAGAUGGAUCAGUAGCAUCGGAGGGCGACUGGCAAAACCACAAAAAACAUCCCCAGGGUGUCAGCCGUGAGAUGACAUUUGUUUAGUGAUGAUCAAUUUUAUACUGAAGUGGCCUAGAGGAGAUAAUUGGAGGUGGGCUGGGUUGAUACUGCAAAACACUCAAUACAACAGUGGGCUUUACUGGGUGAUGGUGAAGGAAGGUCACAAGCAGGUAUGGUGUUAUUGUCAUGAUUCUCUGUGGAUUCGAAAAGUGUUUUUCAUGAGGAGCUUACAAUUUAACACAGGCUCCUUUUUUCUGUUGUUUCUAUGUGGGAGAAGAGAGGGAGCUUAGAAUUUCAUUUGUCUAAGCAAGUGGUGUGAUUUGCAAGGUCAAUCAUUUCAAGAUAUGUUCAACUGUAUAUCGUUUGUAGCAUUGAAUACAAUGUUUAUCAUAAAAUACGCACCUGCGUUUAUAGUUUUCUGCCAGGCUAUAGGGCAAUAAUGUUUUGCUAUGCACUCUAUUUUAUGUGUGUGAAUUUUUUUAACUGUAAUUUUAUGUGUGAAUUUUUUUUUAACUAAACUAUAUCAACAUUUUCUAUGUGGACAUCUGGGUGUUUUUUGUUGUUUUUUUUUUUUUUUUUUUUUAAUCUAUUUCCAACUAUCUGAGUCUGUGAACCAUCCUUCUGACUGGAUCCUGGCCUAAAAUCCUAUUAGUGUUUAAACAGACUUCAGAAACACCCCGAACCUCUAGACAAAUGCAAAGACAUGGCUCUUUGAUAUAUCUUGGGCUCUGAUGUCUUCAGUAAACAAGAUCAUAAUUCCUUUAAACUCCACAUUUUCUUUAGAUGCUUUCUUCUCUGUUUGUUAAAGAGAGUGAACCCUCGUGGUUUCCCGAAGGAAGGAAACUCCCAUCCCAGACUUUGGUGCUGGAAGGGAAGUUGAAUAUGGUGGGGUCUGGCAUUCCUUCUGCCUUUCAACAUGAGGUGGGGGGUCCAGAAUAUUCAGGGGACAUGUCUGAGCCCAUCUGGUCCUCAGUGGUAGACCUGAGUAUGAACCCGGGACUUUCUGAGGCCUUGACUCUGUGCCCCCUACCCAGCAUCUGUCCGUAUUGUCUGGAGACACGUGACACCUGACCCGACCGUUCUCAACACCUUCACUGUGGAAGGCAAGCAUGAAGGUCCAGUGUUAGGCAUCCAGGCAUUAUCAUUUCCAAAUAUUUUAAGUCCCCGGUUCUCCGGAGAAGUUAACAUUUCUCCCCGGAGCCACUUAACAUUUUUACGAACCUCUGACCCUGUUGUGAGAGUAUAGCAUUCUAUGAGUACAACCUGCUCACCAGAGAGCAAGCAGCGCAUUUUGACAAACUCACUUUUCCCUCAGUACUUAAAUUUUAAUUACAAAAGUGGUCUAGAUAAUGGCUGAGCAGCCAGCUUGCUUUCUAGAAACCGAGGUUCUGAUGGUAACCAAGCAGGUAUUUCCUCUCAGAGGAAGAAGUACAUUUAAUCCAUACCCUUCAUCUCCCCACCCUCCAGCACCUGCCAUAAGGUCUGGUGAGUUUCUAUCCCGAAGGGGGCGGGGGGAGGUGGGGGGAGAGAAUCCUCCCACUCUCUGCUAAACGUCAUCUUCACUAAGCAAAGAUGGAUUAUUUUAUAAUAAUAUAAAUAUAGGCAGCAAGGAGCAAGGGACCACAGAUAUUUGUGACUUUGUCUGCUGGACAUUUUUCAAAGUGUCCCUGAACUCAGCAAACAGAGCUUCCUGAGAAAUCUCCCAAAAUUCAGGCCCUGCUCCAUUUGUCCAAAAAUGGAUGGCUGCUCCAAAUCUCUGAACUUCUUAAAACUCCAUCUGCUACAUUACUUCUGGAGUUUUUCUGUCUUUGAGUACAGCAAUGUUUGUUUAAUUAACGACGCACAAGUCUGUUAAACAGAAGGCUCCAAGGAUUGCUCUACGCUUGAGAGCUCUUGGCACCAUCUUUAUUCUACCAAGUGCCAAUAACCCUGGCUAGAGGGGGUGUAUAUUAAAGUCCAUGUCCUAAGUUUGGAAGCUUUACUCCUUUUAAUAAAAAAUGCUAUAGGGGAUUGAACAUGUAACUAAAAGUACAAGGUUAGUCUCAUUACAUGCAAAGAUGUUUAUUUAAUACUGUGUGAGCUAAGUCCUUCUGUAUAAAUUAUUUGCACACUUUCCUUGCAUGAUGAAUUGAUUUUUUAUAGUUGUUUGUACCAGACGGUGGCAUAUUUUUGUAAAAAUUUUUUGACACUGAAUUGCAAUAAAUGUUUUUCCAACAACAC
Callorhinus ursinus (northern fur seal) is the source of this 6707-nucleotide messenger RNA. RefSeq names its product F-box protein 32 (gene FBXO32). The record is from RefSeq and is a predicted model, not a curated record. Gene Ontology annotation, cellular component: nucleus; SCF ubiquitin ligase complex; cytoplasm. Gene Ontology annotation, molecular function: protein binding. NCBI's taxonomy places the organism in Eukaryota, Metazoa, Chordata, Mammalia, Carnivora, Otariidae. Gene Ontology annotation, biological process: protein ubiquitination.